GGGGCUUCGCUGGUUCUAGCGCGCGCUCACCUUAAACAGCUUACACUUUGUGUUUGUUUGUUUUUUCCCCUCCAGAGAAGGAGCUAGUUUCAUUUUAAUGCAGAUAUGAAUGUCAUGAUUUAUUUGCUUUUUGCGGUGAUUCACCUGGCUUCAUCUUUAACUGUUGACAUCCCAAAGGACUCUUAUGAUUUUGCUCGUGGUGACUCUGCAGUUAUACCAUGCAAGUUCCUGACCAAGAUAACUGGCAAACCAGUCAUAAUCCUAUGGACUGCACAGCCAGAUAAUCCUGCUGAUCCUGCUAUUGACAUCCUCACAUAUUACGACUUUGCAAAUGGAGAAACUGGACUGGACAUCAGUUCAGAAUACAAGGGCCGAGCUUCACUUAAGCCAGACAUUGGCAAAGGAUGGGCAAACUUGACAAUGGCAUCUCUUGUAUCAAAGGACAGCAGAGACUAUGAGUGUGAAGUUAGAAUUCCUGGUGACAGCGAAGGACAAUUAUCAGAUGUCACUCAGGUUGUGGUUUUGGUGAUGGCUGAAGGUUGAUAAGGAGGGAGAGAGCAGAGAGGUGGCGUUCAUCUCCCAACUGGAGCAUUUGUGUGUGCGCAAAGUGACACACAAUAGACAGAGCUGAAAAUCUGUAGAGAAAUAAAAUGAGCAAAUUUACCACCACUA
Neoarius graeffei (lesser salmon catfish) is the source of this 672-nucleotide messenger RNA. RefSeq names its product coxsackievirus and adenovirus receptor-like. The coding region runs from base 106 to 543 and encodes 145 amino acids. Lineage: Eukaryota; Metazoa; Chordata; Actinopteri; Siluriformes; Ariidae. Gene Ontology annotation, cellular component: plasma membrane. The record is from RefSeq and is a predicted model, not a curated record. The transcript has 4 exons.